Colletotrichum karsti is the source of this 1101-nucleotide messenger RNA. RefSeq lists its product as uncharacterized. The transcript is spliced from 2 exons. NCBI's taxonomy places the organism in Eukaryota, Fungi, Ascomycota, Sordariomycetes, Glomerellales, Glomerellaceae. The record is from RefSeq and is a predicted model, not a curated record. Bases 1 to 1101 code for a protein of 366 amino acids.
AUGUCGUUCCUUCUAUCUAUCAUCCUCAUGGCCUCCAUGGUCGCCGCCCAGGCUAAUCACGUCAUCCACGGCUUCGAGUACUUCGGCUGCGUCAACGCCUCUGCAGCUAACUUCGUCGCCUUCGUCGGCUUCCCCUCGGCCUUUACUCCGGAGCAGUGCCAGUCUGCCUGCAUGGGAUUUGACCAGGCCGCUGCCUUUGCCGAUGGCUGUCGCUGUGGACGCAACCUCGAGAACCUCGCCAAGGUCGACGAGUCCUUCUGUGCCAACCCCUGCAACGGCAAUGCCAACUUCGGCUUCUGCGGCUUCAACAGCGCAACUUGCAGCUACGCCAAUGUGUACCAGGCUUGCGACGAGUUCCCGUCUGCUCCCACGCUCCCUGCUUCCAAUCCUCCUGCUUCUUACACCCUGGCCACGGACCCCGCCGCGUCUCCGGCCUCUCCCCUCAUCACAUACUCUACCGUGAAGCUCCCGACUAUCACUCGCACCCUGAAGUUGGCUACCAGGUCUACUCUUGUGGUCCAUACUGUUGCGGCGGGAGGUCAGUCAAGCUCCUGCACCUUGGACGACGAUCAUACUCCUGCUCCUUCCCUCCCUGCUAUCAGCGGAGUGCCCACGGCCCCGAUCGUUGUCGUCCAGACAGUCUACGUCCACAUGCCGCCGAAGAGCUCUGCUGGAUCUCAGAACUGCGACAAUCUUCAGUCCGAUCCCACUGUGGCUCCCCAGCCGCCCGCCGAAACGACUUUGUGGCCUCCUCAGACAGCAUCCGGCAGUCUCCAGGCAGACCCUUCUGUUGCGACACAGACACCAGCUGAGUCAACCUUGUGGCCUCCUCAGACGGUCACCAAGAGUCUGAGCAGCAUCUCGUUGAUGCCAUACGGAGACCCGCCUGUUCCUGUUCCAGUUGGCUCCGGCCUUGUUCCGAGCAACGCCACCAUCACGACCAGCCCCGAUGGCCCGAUGUUCCGUACCAUCUUGCCGGAGGAUCCCGCUGGUACGGCGACCGAGAUCGUUCCCGCCGUCGUCACCACGGCUCAAGCUCACCGUAUUAACGCCGGCAUGGCUGGCGUCAUGGCGAUGGCCUUCGUUGCUGUCGGAAUUUGA